AUGAACUCCACACUUUUUCCUAUGCAAAAACAUUCAAGAUUAUUAUGUCUUUCUCAGUGGCAUAAAAAUUGGAUGUUAGAAUCCAACAAUCAAAUAUUUAGAAUACAGAUUUUGCAAGCACAUGAUAGGAUUAUUGCAGUUUCUGUUUAUAGAUUUGAUUCUUCUCAAACCAUGUGGAAAAAGGUGAAAAGCAUCAAGGAUAGAAUGUUCUUUGUAUCAAGUCUUGACUCAUCUUUUUCUUGCCAACCAAUCAAUCUCAAAACUGAAGGAGGCCGUAUCUAUAUCGCUCUAAACGACAACGACUUUGUCUAUAUAUACAACAUUGAAGAUGACAGUCUUAUGAUAUCUCGGUCUUUCUCUAAUUUACCCAAAAAUCGGUCUUACUCAAGAUGGAUAAUGCCAAAUAUAAGCAUCACUGAUACACUCAAAGAAGAAAAUGCAAAAGCUCUUCAAAUUAGAGAAAAGGAAAAUAUGUGUGGAGUGCCUUCCUUUUUCAAAAAAAAAAAGAAGAAAAAAAAUAUGUCUGGUGCAAUUCAUUUACAGGAGACGGAGUAUAAAUUUGCACUUCCUAUAGACAUUAUUGACGCGGAGGAUAAAUUUGGACUUCCUAUAGACAUUGUUGAAGUGAUCGCAAAACACAUUGUUAACGUGGUUGAUUAUUUGCACUUUCGAGCUGCCAAUAGACUCUUUCAUCUAAUAGACGAGAUGUUCACUUUUGUGCAUCCGAAACAUGGUCUCAAGUACAAAUAUAAUAUAAAUUUUCCAUAUGUUGAAUUUUGGAACUUGAUGACAGAUUGGGAAAUCUGCUGUUCAAAAGAUGGUUGGAUAUUAAUAGUAGGAGAAACUUCAAAUGGUUGCUUUUUCUUCAAUCCUUUUACAAAACAAGUGCUGUCACCUUCAUUAAGGUUUUCAAUCUGGAAUACCCUGUGCGUAGGCCUUUCACAUAACAUUGAAUUUCCUCUCUACCACAUUAGUCCUGCUUUACAUAAUGGAUUGUUUUAUUAUCUUAGCAUUAAAGGAAAGUUGGCAGUUAUAGAAGCAACAAGAGGAGAAGAACCAAAAUGGAAAGAACUAGUGGAGCCUCAAGCUCCAUGCACUGGUUUCUUCGACAGCUUUCUAGUUGAAUGUAAUGGCAGUCUCUUGUCAGUGUUUGAAUGUAGUUAUAGAAAAUGGGUUAAAGUUUUCAAGUUGAAUGAAUCUACAAUGAGAUGGAUAAAAGUUGAAAGCCUCAACAAUCAAAUGCUUUUUGUUGGCAACCAUACAUCAUUUUCUGCAGUGGCAAAGAUUCCUGGAAUGGAAAACAAAAUCUACUUUACGAGAUUUUAUGAUGAGAGUAUUGUGUUUUAUUGUUUAGAAACAAACAAGUACCACACAUUUGAAAAUGAAGUUGUUCAUUUUCAUCAUGUGAAAGAACACUUGAAUAGUUGCUGGAUUGACCCAAGGUGGGACUAA
Molecule: messenger RNA, 1452 nt
Organism: Vicia villosa (hairy vetch)
Lineage: Eukaryota; Viridiplantae; Streptophyta; Magnoliopsida; Fabales; Fabaceae
Exons: 4
Coding region: 1-1452 (483 amino acids)
Source: RefSeq, a predicted model, not a curated record